Molecule: messenger RNA, 5469 nt
Organism: Purpureocillium takamizusanense
Lineage: Eukaryota; Fungi; Ascomycota; Sordariomycetes; Hypocreales; Ophiocordycipitaceae
Exons: 4
Coding region: 1096-4836 (1246 amino acids)
Source: RefSeq, a predicted model, not a curated record
GGAACAAGUUCUGUACCGUCUGCUGCUGUGCACGGUGGCCAUUUAUGAGGUACUUGGACGUGCCGCCCAGGACGAUUUGGCGUGUGACGCUAAUGGUGGCAUACUCUUCGAACCCGAUCGGCGACGUCUUAGUAUCCCGGUUGUCGAACACGAUGGUAACGCUGGCUUUUGUGACGCCAGCCUGUCCGCGCUUAUAAAUGAGGUCCUACACACGUUAGAUCCCACCUGCAGCAAGCUGCGCCGGCUCAUCCCUUACCUGUAGGUUCUGCGCUCGAACCGUGGACAUGUUGGUGAUGCCCAGGACGAAGCAUAUUGAGUCGAGAAUGUUGGAUUUGCCACUGCCGUUGUGGCCGGUGAUGGAGUUGAAGCUCUCGUCCCUAAAGGGGUUGUCAGUCUGGAUGCGGCGCCGGAUGCCACUCCCGAGCACGGCUGAGACCCCUCACCAUCCUGAGAUGACCGUUCGUACGGCGUACGACUUGAAGCCCUGUGCUAACCGUCAGCGACGCACAAGUUGAGUUUCAUGGGCCCCGGUAGGACGCACGUCGAUAAUCACUUCGAUCACCCUCAUUAUGGGCGCCGGUCGCUGCGUUGGCGGGUUGCAACUUGCGGGCAGAGACUGUAAGGGCCGCGAUGCGAGGGUCUGUUGCCCGCUCAUCUGGCGACGCGCGACGCCCAAAGUAAACAAGGCGUGUUUGGUUACUGAUAAGGGGCCAUAUCAUCACGUGUGCGCGUCCCUUUUCCCCUUACAUAAGUUGAAACUGCAUAGUCACGUGAGCGACCUGGAAAACGCGACUCUGGCAAGGGCGAGCGAUGCCAGUCUGGCUGCCGACGCUAGCCCGAUUCGGGCUCAAUCAAAACAAGACGUCGUGGAAUGAGUGACUGGCUGCGCCAACGUUUGAAGCUCUCCACUGUCCAUCAACAACGCUCCUUGCCUGCGCAGAGGCACAUAAAUGAACGCGGAGCAUACAAGACCCCCAACAAUCCUCACAUACAGCCCGGCAGACGCCCGUAUGAUAUCCUCGAGUUGACCGACAUCGUCUUUGUGGUUCGCGACACUUCAGCUGCGGGGUCCUUGACCGGUUAUUUCCUGCGACCAUGGCCGCCAUGAGAGGACCGCGACUGCAGGUCGGCUCCUCGGCCUGGAUCGCUGAGGAGCGAUCUUCCGCUCUUAAGAUCACGCAAGCUGAGGUGGAAGAGUUCUCAUUCUCGGUACGGAACGAGCUUGACUGGCUCAACGAGCACAUGGCUGGCAUCUUCAACGAAAACGAAACAAACCUUGCGGAAACAUUCAAAACGCCUGGAAAGCUGCGCGGGAAGACACCACGAACGGCCCGCAAGAAUCCGGCCGAAUCGCGUGUGCCUCUGUCCGACGUAUUCGCGCCGACCCCAAAUAUCCCUCUCAAAGUCGCCUCUCAAGCCGACCUCAACCAGUCGCCACAAGCUCAUGCUCAAGGCGCUCGAUCUUCGCACAGUCCCGUCAAGCAGGCUUCUGCCCGGAAACCCGUCUUCUCGCCCAAACCAACGGCAACUCAAGACUCUGGAUACUUUGGCAGCCAGGACGUUGGCGCUGUCAACAUUCACUUGGAUUCAGAGCCUGGUGAUACCCAGGACGCUUAUAAUAUUGGCGAGUGGCACACAACGACAACUGUGCCAGUCAGGCGCGAGAGCUCAACGCGGCAGAUCGCUCUCGAGUCGCCAGAAAAGACCUUUCAGACUGCUCGGGAGGAGCAGACGACUCGUGUGCUCAGCGAUGCGACGGCAAAGAUCGCCACGCCUCGUGUGGAUUUCAUGACGGACCAGCUUGCCGAGGACGAGGAGAUGGACGUGGUGUCGAGUUCCAACCCUGCUCCUACACAUCCCACUGCGAAUGCGCGCCAAAAUCAGUCUGCCGACGCCGACCCACAGUCAGACGAUGCUCGGUCACCGUCGGACGGAUCGAGUCCGGUACGGCCCGUGGUCCGGAAGAGCAGCUUAAAUUUUGCGUCCCUGCCCGCAAGAGAGCCGCUCACAGCGGGAAAGAGCAUCGGCGGCCGUGUUUCCAGGACAAGCCAUUUGGACCAUAUUCGAACAAGCUACUAUAACAGGCCAACCGGCGGGAAGAGUCUCGGGAACCUCGCAAGACUUGACCAUGAUGAUGAUGAGCACCACGACCAGAUGGAUGUCGACGAGGACGUCACAGCCCGCGGCAUGAACGAGCAAAGCAACGUCGCCGCAAGCCAUACGAUGACAUACACGCAACGACUGCAAGACCAAAUAAACCGACUGGGCAAGUCGCAAUCCGGCGGCGGCGCGCCACCAAAACAACUUGCAACGGUGCCAGCGACGCAGCCUCAGAAACCUGCUGCAGUUAGAUCUCCAUCCCCUGUUCGGAAGACGCCAGUCCAGACGACGCCUGGGGCAUUCCCAGUAGAUGAGGACGAAGACGACGACGAUUGGAUCGAGCCACCCGCAACAACCACCCAAACCACCGACCUAAGGCCAGCACUGCCAAAGAGCCAUUCGGCGGAUGUAAUGGAAGAUAUUCAGGGCAAAGAGACAAUCGGCCAGCCCGACUUUCGCGCCCGGACCGGAUAUCCCGGAGCCCAUGGGCACGGCAAGUCAGCAUCUGUAUCUACCGUCCCGAUUAUGCACUCGGCUUCGGACCCAGAUCUACUGGCUCUCAAGAAGACUGUCUCGGUCUCGAACCCCACGUUGAUGAGCGCGGUCGAGGCCACAAAGGCGGAUACACCCUCCAAGUCUCCUUCCCGAACAAUGCGAGAGAGCCCUCUGAAGCAAGUCAAGAACAAGCUCUCCUCGAUAUUGAAGAGCUCCAGGGGUCUGUUGGCAAGCAGUGCUGCAGUCAGCGCCGAGGGGAAGUCAUUGAUGUCCCCCUCCACAGCGCGGCUUGGACUGCAUCCUACAAUGUCGUCCGAAUCUGUCGCCUCCAAGCAAAAGGCGGAUCCCCUGAGUCGCCAGCAGCCAGACGCAAGUCCCACGAAGCCUAUCGCCCGGCGUACCAGAGCGUCUACUGAACGGGAGAAGGAGCAGAAGCGUCGGGAAAAAGACGCGAAACGAGCCGUGGAGCAGAGCGACAAACUUGAGAAGGCGCGCGAAAAGGAGAGGGAAAAGGCAUACAUCUUCAGCAAGGAACAAGAAAAGCUUGCAGCCAUGGAGAAACAGAUCGCCCUGAAGAAACAAGAGGAGAGAACCCUGCCGAAGAGCACCCCGAAAGCCACGAGAACCAGUCCUAGACGGGCGCCUGCAGUCGAGGAACAGGAGCAAAAGCCGUCUGACAAAGACGUUGAGAUGGAAGAUGCCCUACCUGUCGCCCCUGCGCCGGUUGCUUCUCAGUCUGUCGGAUCGAGCCAAGGAAAUCGAGCCAAGGAAACAAAGCGACCCAUGAAGCCGACCAAGGAGUCCCAGACCAAGGCAAGGCAGGCACCAACUGUAAUCAGGGUAAACACUGGCUCUCAGCACUCGCAGUACCACCCUUCGAGCAGACUGUCAACUACCCCCCACGAGACUGUGGGUGCUUCCAGUUCGCAGUCUCAGAGCCAGCUUGGGAGUAGAACGAGCAAGGCCUCGUUGCACGCGAAGCCUUCUUCUCAGAGCCUGCGCGGCACUGCGUCGGUAAGCCGCCCCAAGGUCUUGGACCUGGCAGCCAAGAAGAAGGAGCAGGAUGAACGUGAGGCGCAGCGUCGACGCGAUGCCAAGGCAGAGAUUGAGCGGAAACGCGCAGCCGCGCAAGAGGAGCAGCGGAAGCAGGAGGAGGCGCGGCGCCAAGAGGCCGAGCGGCAGAAGCGUCAAGAGCGAGAGUUUGCCGCAUCUCAGAAUGAUGGCAAGACUCCUGCUCAACGAAAAGCGGCCAUCGAGAAGGCGAAGCAGACACGAGCGCCACCCCCUGCGGUACGAUCUCAGCUGCAUGGGCAGGCCGAUGGCGCGGCGGGCCACGACAAGAGGAUCUCGACAGCUCCUGGCGCAAGGGCCGAGGCGCAGCGACCACAGUCGCGGAUGACGGGCAACCUGCAGCGCUCUCAGGAUGAGUCAAGCCGCCCCGUCAACGCGGUCCUGACCAACGCGGGCAAGACAGCCGUCAAGCGCACCCUGGGCGGCCCAGAGAGGAGCGAUGCAAAGCGACGCCGGACCAGCGAGACGUUUGACGAAGAGGCCGACAAGGAUAGGUCACGCAACAUCAAAGGCCCUCCCGUGCGACCGUCGGCCGGCUUUAAGAAAGACCUGCCCACCAAGUCCAUGUAUGGAUAUACGGCUGCUCCGCCGAGCGCAACCCGCGACCUGUUCAAAGCCACAGUCACAGCGCAGCACAACAGUCACGUCAAGGCAGCCCACCCCCUGGACAUGGCUCAGAUAUCCAAGGGCGCGAUUCCUUUCGCGCCCAACCCCAACCCUGCUGGCGGCGCAUACAAGACACCCGCGCGCCCGGCGGCACCUCAUGGAGCCAAGUCGUCUGCCAAGCCAGCGCGGUCAUCGCCUCGGUUCCAAAACGGUGAAUCCAUCGAGCUCCCUGAGAUCCAGACCGAUGACGAGGAUGAAGACGAGGACGAGUCACACGGCAUGGUGGCGGCGUGGGCCGACUCUCCCGACCUGCGCCGGGCGCUGAUGCAUCAGGAGACGCUGGACCCGUCUCACAUCUUCGGGCCUCCGGCGCCGCUGAACAUGGAAGAGGUCUUCAACAAGAGCAAGGACAGGUGGCACAAGUUCCGUGCACGCACAUCCAGCGCCAACUGGAGCGGCGCCGAUCGCUUGACCGAGGAUGACAUCCGGAAGGACCUGGCUGCGCGCGACAAGUUGCGGCGCGAGGGCGGCUGGUCCUAUGACAUGAGCAAGGGAUUGCUGUGAGGUCUUGGGCACUGGCGAGCGGCACAACAGGCGUUAUUGCGUAAUCGAGGGGGAUGGAAGAGGGCCCGUCUAGGUUUUGGUUUUGGUUCUUAAGGCAUGGCAUGUGUGUUUUUGUGCAUAGGGCUGGUAUGGGACAUGGUUGCCGGCGUUGGCUCGCGAAACAGUACAUUUCCGCACGUGGACGCUUCAAUACGAACAGAUUGGCCAGUCGGCUGGCUCGUGUUUGGGUUUGAUCAGAAAGGAUUACGUGUUGAGGGGGGCAAAGGCCGUUUACGACCAUUCCGUGAGCAUGGUGCGAUGGCCACCGUCGUCAGCACGAGGCUCUUGCGGCUCGGCUCUCGUCCUCGCUGUUUGACUUGAGAGGCUGACCGACGUAUGGAACGGUGCAACCCCCGCGAGCCUCGUCAACACAGAUGCACCUCCGUCUCCUCGUGGCUUGAAAACCAAGCCUCCUUUUCGACCCAGAACCACCCUAGCCGACUGAAGCUGCGGCCAUUACCGCUCUUCGCCAGCAGCAGGCCCUUGUCCCGGACGAGGGGCAGGCAGUAGACGAUGUCGACCCCUUCCCGCUCCUCGCGCACGUCGAAGAGCCCGAUGCCCACGACGCGGCCACACGGAUCGUCAGCCAGCCCC